CCGUUUAGAGAUUUUACAGUCUGUCAUAUCCGUAUCACAAAAAAAACUGUUUUACAGCAAACGAUGAACUGGAUUAGCUAGUGUGACCAUCAGAUCUAUAUAUUUAACAUAAACUGUGUCUAAGAAUUAAUCCAAAUGUGACGGUACUCGACGAACUAAAAGCCACGUAGCCCUAUCGAGAUGUCAUUUUUAAGCAGUUUUCGUAAACUUUUUCGUUUAGGUGGAGAGGAGACCAAGAAAAAGGAAGCUAACAAAAACAUCAAACGGGACAUAGAUCCGUCACAAAUUUGGGAGAAAGUCGGGGAGCUUGGGGACGGAGCAUUUGGAAAAGUUUACAAGGCUCUUAAUAAGGAGACUGGACAAUAUGCAGCACUCAAACAGGUCGAGAUCAAGAGUGAAGAGGAGCUGGAAGACUUCACCGUCGAAAUUGAUAUUCUUUCUGAAUGUCGACACCAAAAUGUUGUGUCACUCUAUGAAGCCUUUUACUGGGAUUCCACCCUAUGGAUGUACAUCGAAUUUUGUGGAGGAGGUGCCUUGGACAGUAUAAUGGUGGACCUUGAGAAACCCCUUACAGAAAAGAUGAUUCGCUAUGUUUGUCAUGAGAUAUGUGUGGCACUGCAGUUCCUCCAUAAACAGCAUGUCAUUCACAGAGAUAUCAAAGCCGGCAAUGUUCUUCUCACGCUCGACGGGGAGGUCAAACUGGCUGAUUUUGGUGUGUCUGCCAAGAAUACAAGAACUGCGCAGCGGAGGGACUCCUUCAUUGGGACCCCCUACUGGAUGGCGCCAGAAGUUAUCAUGUGUGAGACCCUGAAGGACAGUCCAUACAACACCAAGGCAGAUAUUUGGUCACUAGGUAUUACUCUGAUAGAGUUUGCCCAAAUGGAGCCACCCAAUCACGAUAUGCAUCCAAUGAGAGUUCUCAUCAAAAUCCAGAAGUCUGACCCGCCAUCCCUUGCCAAACCGUCUCGAUGGUCUAAAGACUUCAAGGAUUUUGUGAAUAUGUGUUUGGUGAAGAACCCCGAUCUGAGACCUACGGCUGAAGAACUAUUAAUGCACCCAUUCAUCCGUGACUACACCGACAAGUCAGACCUGGUUGACCUCAUCCUAGAGGCUAAGGCAGAGGUCGUAGAGGUCAUUGAGGACCUGGGUGAGGAUGAGGAUAUUAUACAAAUGAAGAAACACAUGAGUGAUGCAUCGUCUAUAUCCGACCUAGAUAAUGUAUCCGUUAGUGGAGACAGCGACAAGAAAUCUCCGACUCCAGAACGGGUGGUGAUUCCGGAGAAGGAAAAACCAAAGCCAACGGAAACCAAACCACAGCCCAAGGAAAAAGAGCAAGAACCUGCAAAACCAGAAGAAAAAGUACUGGAGCCAGAAACAGCAAAUCAGAUUCCAGAAAGCAAAGAAGAAGAAAGUCCUGAAAAACCAUCACCAGAACUUUCGCCACGUAAAUCUCCAGCCCCAUCACCGCCAAAAUCUCCUCCAAAGUCUCCUCCGAAAUCUCCUCCGAAAUCUCCUCCACAGCCAUCUCCGAAACCAUCAGUAGAGGAGAUCAUUAAAGUUAAGGAAGAAGCUUCACAUUUGAAUCAAGAUAUUGAUUCCUUGACGAAUGAGUCGCCUGACCAGGAACUCGGUCCUAGCAGUGACGAAACGUCAGAGACGGUAAGUCCUGCAAAAGACAAUGUUAAACCAGACAUCACGCCGACAGUUAAUGACAUCUUAGAAGGUCUUAUCAAUGAGGUGAUUCGAUCUGUGAACACACAACCGUCGGUGCCUAGCGUUGUCCUGGAUACUUUCAAAGAUGUCAUUGAAGAAGCACACCAGGAAAAACUUGCAGAGGAAGGGGAGGAGGAUAAAGAGCAUGAAUCUCAACAGCAACAGGAAGAAGGAGAGACCAGUUAUGAAAUAACUGAUAUUGAUGAUGCUUUACAAGACGAGGAAGAAAAAGAACCAGAAAAGAAAAAAUCACCGGGGCACAAAAUGAUCAUUGACAUAUCUACCGGCAAAGCCAACAAUGUAGAAAUUAAGAAAGUUGGGGGAAAUGUUUCUUCAACAACACAAAAUACUAGUAAAGAGAAAGUAGAAGUAGAAAUUCAGGAAGUCAAGGUCACCCUAGGUGAUGAUGACCAAGGAGCUCAGACAAGUAAAGAUAGUAAUAAAGACGAUGCCUCAAUCACUAUUAAUGGACAGCCGGUUCCGACAUCGGGGAUGGUGGUGGGCAAUGGCUAUGCCAUGCCCGUGGGCGAAAAUACAAACAAAGAAAUGGUAACGAGUGCUGUGAUUCCACAGACAGAUCUAGAUACAUUUGAAACCAAAAAUGUCAAAGAUUCCAAGAACCGCCAUAUAGCAGAUGUGGAUGAUGACACACGUUCAGACACAGGUAGUGUAACCACUGUGGACAGUAACGAAGAUGUGACCAAGACCGCUACAAGCCGAGCUGCUAAAUCACAUAUACGCACUCGUGGGGAGACAAAGAGUCACUAUAGAACACUGACCAAAACAAGGAAGUACAUGAGGGAUGGGGUGGAGGUCGUCAGUACCACUCAGAAGGUCAUCGACACAGGCGAGGAAAAUAAAAGACGAGAGGAGUUCUAUUGCAGGAAGCAGGACCUGCGGGAGCUGAAGAUGCUCCAGAAGCAGGAGAACAAGCAAUACCAGGACUUGCUUUACAAGGCACAAUGUGCGAGAGAGGGACAAGAACGCCGCUUCGAUAUAGACAUGCAGAAAUUGGUCCAGAACUAUGAUCAGGAUAUGGAGACAUUGACAAAACAGCAGAAACAACAGGUGGAGAGGGCAGAAACGACACAACAGAUGGAUAUGAAGUCUGCUGGCAAGCGCAUCAAACUGGAGCAGGAAAAGGAAUAUAAAACAUUUAAAGAACAACAAAAGCAAGAGAUGAAGCUGCUGAAACAAGAACUUGAUUUGAUGCCCAAAGACAAUAAGAAAGAAAGUGUGAGGAAGAGGAAAGACCAGAAAGAGAUUGAGCUGGCAGAAAAAGAGCGACAGUUCUUUGAGAACCAACAGGAGAGAAUGGAAAAGCACAUGAAACAGCUUUCAGAUACUCAUCGCCAGAAGGUGGCGCUGUUGGAGAGUCAGUUCCUACAGCAGAAACAACAGUUGCUCCGAUCCCGAGAGUCUGUUAUUUGGGAGACAGAAAAACAACAGCUCCAUGAAAAACACCAACUGGCGAAGAGUCAAUUGAAAGACAUGUUCUUCCUUAAGCGACACCAGAUGCUCACUCGUCACCAAAAGGAAGUGGAGCAGAUGAAGCGCAGUAACACCACUAAAGAGGAAGAGAUGACAAGCCGGCACACGCUGGAAAAGAAACGUCUCCCGAAAAUCUUAAAAAGCGAGGCCAAAACACGUGCCAACAUGUUCAAACAGAGCUUACGCCUUAGUACCAUUGGUUCACCAGAGGACGACCGUGCAAAAAUGAAACAGUUUGAGGAAAAUGAGAAGAAGCGGAUGAAGGCAGAACAACAGCGCCAGGAACAGAAACACAAACGGCAGUGGGAGGAGCUUGUGUUCAGGAAUGACACCAGUCUAAGGGAACUGGAGGCCCUACAGGCGGAGAAACGAAAAAUGUUGAUGGAGCACGAGACACAGAAAAUUAAGGAGUUGGACGAUCAGUAUGCAAAUGAGCUACGUGAGUGGAAGAACCAGCUUACGCCGAGAAAACAGAAAUUGGAAGAAGAAUUCCAGAGACAGAGGGAGGAACAAGAGAAAUUCUAUGGUACUGUUCUGAUAACGGGGAAUGACGGAGGGCAUCAAUCCGCUCCUCGAUCACAGCCCAACAGUCUCCGUGGUAACAAGGAGGAUGGCGUGAAAUCAUCCAGACAUUCGACUGUGAUAUGAUAAACUGAACUAGUGUGUGUCGCUUAAGCCUUUCAUUUGACUCUUGAUGGGCUGGAACCACAGAUUAAUGUGUUCUCUUAAGAUUUUUUUUUUUAAAAUCGACAAGAGUAUUGCUAAAAAGGAAUCAGUUAUUCAGAACUGUUGAUACAGGAAUUUUGAUUGUUUUGAAAUGUAAAAGAAAGACUUUGUAAUGAAGGCAAUUGUUUAAUUUGAAAGAAAAUUCAAAUUAAUCUGAUAUGUUUGUUUUCUGUAUAAAAGGUAAACGUUAUGCAUGGUCUCAGUAUGUGACUUUUAAGUCUACAAAGUGAAUAAGGAAAAGACUUAUGCAUCUAGCUUUUUAUUUGUGUUGGACUAGUAUGUUAUGAUAUAAGUUUUUACUACAAAAGCAAUUUAGUUUGUUUAUUAAUGUAGGACGAUUGCUGUGAGUGCUGAGACAGUAAAGUGUUGUCAAGUGUUGUCUCCCUUAGUUAUUGGGAUUGUCUCCCUUUGUUUAUUAAUCAUUUAUUGGUAUGAUAGAGUUUGUAAUGUAAUUUGAUAUACAUGUAGGUGAUUAUUUGUUGGGUUCUCAUAAUCUUUAACUCUCUUUUAUCAAUUUCACUUGAAGAGAACAUUUUGUUACUGUUUUUUUGUGCUUUGGUUAUGUUAUAUACACACUAUGUAUGUUGUUAAAAAAUGAUUUUAAAAGUUUAGAGGAGAUGUCUUUUUCAUAUGAAUGAUUUUCCUCUGUUUCCUAUACCAAUAUCUACCAGACUGUUUGUAGUGUUAAUAGUUUACAAACAUUGAUAAAAGUCUCCUUCAGUUACUUGAAAUUGUGUCAAACAAAUUUAAAACCUUGAAAUCUUUUUUUUUGUUUUUUGCUUGAGGUCACAAAUCUUGUUUCCUUGACAUUUUAAAGCUUGCUUUACAUAACAAAAAAGAAUUCAAUUUUGUCAGUCACUGAUUAGCAAUGGACAAAUUCACUUACACAUGGAGUCUUAUUUAACAAAAUAAAAAUCUGAAGUGUCAUGCUCAAGUAUAAGGAAGAAUUUUUUAUUUAUUUAAGGUGAAUAAUUCCUAGGACCGAAUUCGCCUUCUGUCUGCAUUCAUUAUGCAAAAACAGUAGUCUUUGCACAAACAAUCAAAUUUAAAGAGAAAAAAAUGCAAAUGGGAUGAAUUCAAAUAAGUGGUGUAUUUUUUCCUUCUUAGUGAAUUUGUUCAGUUUAAGACUGUAUUGUACAACAUUGUGAAGAAAACUAGUUUAAUUUUCACAACUGUGGAAAGCUAGCAAAUUUUGUCAUGUUAGAAGGAAAAAUGCAACUAGAAGAUAGUAGAAUGAGGGAUAACUCCGUUAAAACUAGCAGAAGGUUACAUAAAAAAUUAAUUACGAUCUUGAUACGGAAAAUCUGUGAUACAACAGCUAUUUGUAUAUGUUUGUAUAAGAUAACUCAUAAUUCCUUAUCACAUAUAAACAUGCAAAAUGAAUCCUAAAUGUCAGUUUUAUUUAUUUCAGAAAAAAAAUACUCGUCAAUAUUAUUAUAGGAAGUAAUGAUCAAAACUGAUAAGUUUGUAUAUUUUGUAUUAUUUUGAUAUCUUAUUCAUUAGAAGAUUAAAAGUGUAGAAAUAGGUAGGUGAUUUAUUCCUGAUACACUGCAUAAACUAACACACAAAACAAUCACACAUUUUAUAUUAGAUAAUGAGAUGAUACAAAUAGUGGUUGAUGAAAUUUCAUGGAAAAGGAUAUUUUAUUAUGAGUGCGAUUUGUAAAAUUUUGUUUUUUUUCAUUUAUUUAAUUUUUUUCAUUGAGGCAUUUAAAAUUACAUGUAUGGGCAAAAAUUGGUUCAGAAUUGAAAGAAAGUGACAGAUAUUUUGUUUUUAGAAACACAUAAUGUAUCCCUAAUGAAAAAUAAAAUUAGAAAAAAAAAAAAGAUGAUGCACCUUACACAUACAUGUACAUAUUGUUAGUGAUGUAGGCAAUGAAUGUUUGUUACUGAACAAUGACAGUAGUGAAAUAUAGAGAAAUACAGUGAAAUGUAUAGUGAAAUACAUUUAUAUACAGAAAUAUAGUGAAAAUUGCAGAUAUUUUGGAAAAUGUAAAAAUAAUUGUUACAGUACAAUUUUGAAUCUUCUUCAUGUAAAAUAUGCUAUGAUUUAAAUAUACCUUUUAUGUAACCAAAAAUGAAGAAAACUAAAUUCAAUUUGCAGUAAUUUUGUCCUUGUCUUUUAGCAAAAGAUAGAUGUCUUGAAUAUGCCGAUAAACCUGUUUUUAAAAAACUAAAUGAAAUUGUACUUAAUUUUUUUUACAUUUGAAUUUAAGUUCAGUAGCUAUGUGUUAGUUUAAGGUAAAUACUAUGAUUAUGAUAUUUAAUUUAAAAAGUAAAUUGUGAUAUAAUGGAAAAUAACAGAUCUACAGAACAUUCCACAAAAAUGAUUAGAAAAGAUAUUUAUUUUACUAACUAGGCUAUUUAAUUACUACCCACCCGUUAGAACGAUUGUAUCUGUAUACAUCAUAAAGGGAAAGGAGAUUUUAUUUAUCUUCUGAAGAUGCAGGUUAUCCAGAUAAUUCAACGCUUCAUCAAUACAGAUUAUGUAAGCACAUCUUCUCUUGGUUGGAUGAAUACCUUGAUGUGAUUGUGAAUUAUUGUUUAUAACUUAUGAAAAAAAAAAUGAUGUAUCAAAUUCACGGAUAUUGUGUUAGUUAUGCGAUUUGUGCAAUCCUGGUGUACACCUACUGUUGUUUGGUUCUCUAUAAUUCUGAGAAAAAAAGUGACAGAGAAGUGCCAUAUACUAACUAUAUAUACAAUUUUUUUUCGUCUUCGUUUUUAUAAAAGUAGAUUUUAAUUUUGGAAUUAUUAGAAGAUUAAUAAGGGAAAAAAUUGAAUAGUAUUAAUACAUUGUGUAAGAUUUAUAAUUUUGAUGAAGGUGUAAAAAAGAAAAGAAAAUACAUCAAGUGUUUGGUACUUCAUAUUGAAAAUAUUGGUGUAAGGAAUGUUUGUUUGGCCUUUUAUAAUUAUUAGUAUUAUUGUCAUAGAGUAUGUUUAUUACAGUGCUUACAGAAACCGCAAAACCAAUGUACAUCUUUCUUUUACAACUAAAUUCAAUUCAGGUAUAAAUAAGUAUCUGAAUAUUCCUUUUGGUCCCUCAUAAUGGAUUCAAUAAUGCUAAGAAAAUGGGCAAAAAUAUUUUUGUGGCCAAUUAAGCAAGUGAUAUUGAGUCAUUUCAGUAGCUCGGUAUUGCAUAGAAAUAGCUUUUACUUGCCUUUCAAUUUCAACUGCAAUAAUAAUCAGAAUUUACAGUAAAGAAUGGUUUUCUGGAGGAAAAAAUGUUAAAAGCUGAAAUCUUUUGAGGCCAAAUAAUAUCUUUUAAAAGAAAUUUUGUUUUUUUUUCUCGAAUGCUUUUUUAGUUUAUGUUAUCAGCUUAAACCAGUUUGAUUAAGAAAAUAUCAGCAGUAGCAGAAAUCUGUAUCGUGUAAAGGGUAAAAAUGAUAUAUUCAUGAAUAAUGUACAAUCUUUUUUUUUUAUUUGUUUCAUGAUCAUUUGUCAGUAAAUGUACCAAAUCAAAAUAUUUUGAGUAAAACAUUUACAUUUGAUAGCAUUGAUUGACAAAGAAAAUAGUUCAGAGAGUUUUAAGGUGUACUUUAGAACAGCUUGUCACCGAAAAUUUUAUUAAUGCAAAAUUGACACUCAUACCUACUAUUGAAGUAGAAAUUUGUUAAGCCUUGUAAAGUCCUUGCUGACACUAGUGUCUCCGUGCUUAAUGUUUAUUCAGAUUCAAUACAUAGUUGGUACGGUGUAUAUUUGAUUGUACUUACAUAUCUACGUUGUAUGUUGUAUAUAUUUAUAUUUAAAUCACCUUGUCAUCUUUGUUCAAUCCUGAGUGAGAUGUUAUACUGCCUAUAGUUGUUAUGGAGUCAGACAUUUCUAAACCGAAUCGUGCACACAAUAUACACACAUAUGCCAUUUCAUGUAUUAAUGCAUUAUAACUGUUAUAAUAUCACACUUAAUUGUUUUCACAAGUCAUUGUGAUGAAACGAUUAUUAUUAAUAAAAUUUACCAGUCUGAUGAAAUAAAUUUUAUUUCAAUGUCAA
Molecule: messenger RNA, 7915 nt
Organism: Ylistrum balloti
Lineage: Eukaryota; Metazoa; Mollusca; Bivalvia; Pectinida; Pectinidae
Product: STE20-like serine/threonine-protein kinase
Exons: 21
Coding region: 181-3852 (1223 amino acids)
Biological process (GO): protein phosphorylation
Molecular function (GO): ATP binding; protein serine/threonine kinase activity
Source: RefSeq, a predicted model, not a curated record